Molecule: messenger RNA, 1233 nt
Organism: Triticum turgidum subsp. durum (durum wheat)
Lineage: Eukaryota; Viridiplantae; Streptophyta; Magnoliopsida; Poales; Poaceae
Source: the annotation of a GenBank genome assembly
AUGGAGCCUAUCAAACCCACGGCCACCCUAACAGGCAAGAUCCGCGAAUCUGCCGACGACGGAGAUGCGGCGAGCGGAACUAUCGGCAGCCUCCCGUUCCACCUCACGGAGAAGAUCCUCGGCUGCAUCAGCCCGCUCGAGUCGGUGCGGUUCGCCGCCGUCUGCAGGUCCUGGGCGGAGAUCAUCUCCGAGCGGCUAGCGAGACCCACCCCGCACCUGUUCGCGCUCGAGGUCCUCGACGAGGGCCUCCGCGGGGCGAUCUUCUCCAUUCCGAUCGAUGACGGCGGGGAGGACUCGCCCGCGCCGGUGGUCCCGGCCCGGCUGCCGAGCACUGUCAGCGACGCGAAACAUUUUGAGCUAUGUGGCGUCCUGCCCAGCGGCAGAAUCUCCUUUGCGUACAAGAGCAGCCUCGUCCUCGUCAAUCCCGCCACCGGCGCGGUCCGGGGCAUUCAGACGUACGCCCAUCGGAUCAUGUAUCCGACUGAACCUAUGUUUUGCAGCGGCGCCGAGGCCUUCUUCAUUGGCCAGAGUUUCGGGAGGAACUUCUCUCUCUGGUGGUGCACGGAGGGGGAGUGGUCCGAGCGGAAGCUGCUCCUGCCUGAAGACCUCAAAUGUGCCGACGACAUUGAUCUAGUGGCCUACAGCGACGGCGUCUUCUAUGCCAUGCAAAUUUUCGGCUCAACGUACACCAUUGACACUCGUGCGCCGAUGCCGUGGCGCCUGACAAGGCUCAGUGUGCCGAGCAUUCGCGAGCAGCUCGGAGACCGCUUCAUCCGGAACUUCCACCUGCUCGAGUCGGAAGGGGAAGUCAUGUUUGUCGUUCGGGUGCUCGCAACACAAGAACCCACAUACUCCAAUUCCUUCGGUGGCUAUGAGGUGUAUAGGCUAGAUGUCGAGGGGGCGCGAUGGGUGAAAGUGGAGAGGCUUGCUGGUGACCGGGCGCUUUUCGUGAGUGGGGAAUCAUCGUUUGCGGUCCGUGCCUCCGAGACUCCAGGGUGCAUGAGCAACUGCAUCUACUUUGUGGUUGAGGUCUACGAGUGCUGCUACGUCACCUGGGGCGUCUACUCCAUGGAGGAGCGGAAGGUGCUGUUUCAACGCCAUGUUGGUGGUUCUCCGGGAAAGUACGACGCCGCGCGGUGGUUCCUCCCUGGUGUUAUGGUGCCACUUGCACAUCGAGGAAAAAAGAGAAAAAAUCCAAUCUCUUCAGAAUGUCAGGAGGAGGAUGGGAGGUAA